Molecule: messenger RNA, 620 nt
Organism: Rhea pennata
Lineage: Eukaryota; Metazoa; Chordata; Aves; Rheiformes; Rheidae
Product: avidin-like
Exons: 4
Coding region: 69-518 (149 amino acids)
Molecular function (GO): biotin binding
Source: RefSeq, a predicted model, not a curated record
GCAGCGGGACACAGCCCUGCGAGGAGCGUGUCCCAGGCAUCAGCAAACGCCUACCAGCUGCGGAGACCAUGCAGGCGGCCCCGGUGCUCCUGGCGCUCGCCCUGGCGCUGGCGGCUCCCUGCUCCUCUGCUGAGCAGAAGUGUGUCCUGACAGGCUUUUGGAUCAACGACCUUGGCUCUAAUAUGACCAUCGGUAGCUUGAACAACAAAAACGAGUUCUCUGGCUCGUACCACACGGCCGUGACAGCCACCAGCAACAAAAUCAGAUCUUCGCCGCUGCAGGGAUCCCAGCACCACAAGAACCAGCGCAACCACCCCACCUUUGGUUUCACCGUCAACUGGAGUUUCUCAGACUCCAUCACCGUCUUCACGGGCCAGUGCUUCGUAGAGAAGGACGGCAGGGAAGUGCUGAAGACCAUGUGGCUCCUGCGAGAGCAGGUCAACAGCAUCAACGACGACUGGAAAGCCACCAGGGUCGGCGUCAACGUCUUCACCCGCCUGCCGUCGCGGAGGGAGUGAGGGAGCCGGGGGCCGCCGCGCCCCGCCGCGCCCCGCCGAGCCCCGCCGUGCCACCGCCGCCCGCUUCCCUCCCUCCCUGCUCCCAAUAAAGCUUUGCCGCAA